Messenger RNA from Anarrhichthys ocellatus (wolf-eel), 2989 nucleotides. It is a transcript of the gene micu3b, whose product is annotated as mitochondrial calcium uptake family, member 3b. The record is from RefSeq and is a predicted model, not a curated record. Gene Ontology annotation, molecular function: calcium ion binding. Gene Ontology annotation, cellular component: uniplex complex. The transcript has 14 exons. Gene Ontology annotation, biological process: calcium import into the mitochondrion; mitochondrial calcium ion homeostasis. The coding region runs from base 480 to 1997 and encodes 505 amino acids. Lineage: Eukaryota; Metazoa; Chordata; Actinopteri; Perciformes; Anarhichadidae.
UCCUGGAGGGGUUUUGCGCUUAAAGUGGCAAGGGGUGGCGAGGCAGGUGCAAAACCACAGGACUAGUAAUGGGCGGGGCUGUCACAGUCCAGACGUGCCCUGGCAAGGAUUUGUUUUUCCUUCUCCCGGGGCAUAAAAUAAGAGAAACAGGGAGAGAGAGAGAGUUGAUGGUGGUGCUGUGGUGAACUGAGCACCUGCUUUACUUUAAAUUAAAAGAAAACAUAUACACACAAAACUAUGACACUUUAUGUCAAGUACGUCAGUGUGUGUUUCUAUAUAUGCUUGUGCGACGAUUUCAACAUUUCCUUCACUCUCACGAAUGCGACGCCCCGUAAUCCCAGAGGGACUUGAAAUACCCACGGCAUGUCUCGCGAGCUCGGAGCAGCAGGCGGCUCGAGCUGCUCUGCUCUGCUCUUUGCUGUGUGUGUGUGUGUGUGUGUGUGUGUGUGUUCAGUUACGACACCUCAGUGUAAACAGUCAUGGCUGCCCUGCGCAGGCUUAUCCCUCUGCUCACUAACACCUUAAGAGCAGGGACGCUCGUGGCUCGGGGACAACACACAUCCUCGAGGGCGACGACAACGCUGAAAGUUGUCGCGGCUGGAGCGUGCGUCACCGCCGCGGCCGGAGCUGCCUAUUAUUAUCGCCGCUGCUCGCUCGUCGGUAAACGCUCCGGGUUGAAGAGCCAUGUCGAGGCUCGACUGUUGCAUCUCGCGCUGCCAUCAGUUUCUGCCACCGAUAAGGCUCGGACCUAUGGUCUGGACGAUGGAGAUGUGUACAUGUCGUCCUAUGAAAACAGAUUCCGCCUCUUCAGUUCGGUGGAGCACGAGGGCCAGCUCUACAUGACACCACUCAGCUUCAUAGAGUCCGUGACUAUGAAUGAACCCAAGAGUAGGAGAGGAUGGAAGUCCCUCACAAAAAAGGACUUAGAUAAGAUGCUGGCUGAUACCCCGCCUGUUUGGAAAGGAUCAUCAAAUUUGUUCAGAAAUCUUCGUGAACGAGGUGUCAUCAGCUACACAGAGUAUCUCUUCCUGCUCUGCAUUUUAACAAAGCCCCAUGCAGGCUUCAGGAUCGCUUUCAACAUGUUUGAUGCAGAUGGGAAUGAAAUGGUGGACAAAAGGGAGUUCUUGGUGCUAGAGGAAAUAUUCCGGAAGAAAAAGGUCAGAAAGGAAAUUGCAGAAGACCCGCAAAGAUUUGCCCUGCGGAGCCUGCAGCUGUACGGUCAACGCACAUCCCAGCCGCACAGUGUUCUUGACAAAGACAGUCAGCAUGUGGAGGCCCGCGGCAUGUGGGAUGUUCUCAGACGUGGCACAAGUCAAGUUCUGUUUUCUGAUCUCACCGAGCAGGUGGAUGAAAAGACAGAGACAACGCUGCUGGUGCACUUCUUUGGAAAAAAAGGCAAAGCUGAAUUGAAAUUUGAAGAUUUUUACGAGUUCAUGGACAACCUGCAGACAGAGGUGCUCGAGAUAGAAUUCCUCUCCUACUCCAAGGGCCUGUCCACCAUCAGCGAGGAAGACUUUGCUCGGAUCCUCCUUCGCUACACCAACGUGGACGAUGUCAGCGAGUAUCUGGAGAACGUGCGCCACGGCUUGCCGGACGAAAAGGGAAUCACCUUUGAGGAGUUCAGGUCCUUCUUCCAGUUCCUAAACAACCUGGAGGAUUUCACCAUCGCCAUGCAAAUGUACAACUUCGCCAACCGCUCCGUUGGUCAAGAGGAGUUUACCCGCGCCGUCUACGUGGCCACGGGCAUCAAGCUGAGCCGCCACUUGGUCAACACGGUCUUCAAGAUCUUCGACGAGGACCGCGACGAUAAGCUCAGUCACAAGGAGUUCAUCGGCGUCAUGAAGGAGCGGCUGCACCGCCGCGGCGGGGUGGAAAUCCCAGCAUCAGCGCCUGUCUUAACUGGACGAGCGGUGCCUCCUCGUUGCUCUCUACCAGGGACAGAAGGGUUAAUGCAUGCUGCAGCAUCUUAUUGCCCUAUGUUAGAAGCUUUUAAAUAAACAGGAUGUGGCACACACAGGAAGUGGUCAGCCUAAUGGGAAGCUGUUGCAAGUGGUGAAGCAAACUUAACAGUGUUGCAGGAGUCUAAUUUGAAGUAAUCAGUUUGUCUAACUGCUUUUUGCCUGCUCAGAAGAUAUUGAACUAUUUAUUGAUUGUAAAUAUGUUGAUCAGUUUAAGAUUGUUAACACUGAUUUUAUUUAUUUAACUUAAAGUCCAAUGUUGUCUUAUCACUGCUCUGCCAGUGUGUGUUGUUCAGUUCGAAUCUCCGUUUGUCCCGAGCUCCAUUCGGUACGGUGGCGGCAGCAUUGCUCACAUAUUCACUCUCCCACCGGCUCUGCAGCCCCCUGCACAGAUCAGCUCAGGACAGCACCUCCCCUCCUCCCUGUCGUCCUCCUCCUCCUCCUCUCUCUCUCUGCAGCUAAAAUCCUCCAGGAUCCCCCAGAGCUGCAGCAGGCUUGAACAAACUCAUUCAGUCUGUGGCGUUUUCACUGUUUAACUACAGGCAGCUACCAGUGUUAAUCAUUUCUUAGCUGAUAAAAGAAAAGUGCUAUUUUCUUGCCACUGGCAGGGAUGACCUCUCUAUAAAUAAAUAUGCAAAGAAUUAAAGCCAUGUGUUUGUUCCACUCUUGGGGACACUCAGCUUAAAUUAGUUUUGGAGUAAUACAUUGUAAUUACCUUCCCUUUAUGCUCUCUGAGAAAGAGUUUACACUUCAUCUUCUUUAUAGGAAUCCUCACUUGUACUACGGUACAGUGCAGUGUGUGUGAAUUCUUGAUGGCCGUUGUUUCCUGGUGUAAUGUUUGCUUUGGGUGGAGCUAUGUACUGAAACAAGAUACCAACAUGUUACAUGCUGUAAUAUCAACCAGAUUAGUCCGUCUACCUCUUGGAGAGUUUUUGGAAACUUCUCGCCGUGUGUUGUUCUUUUAAACCAGGCCUCAGCUGUUACACCGAUGCAUUUAUAAUGACAUGGUACAAUAAAUAUAAUGUAAAACA